GGGAGGCUUGGCGUAGAAAUAUUGAUAAUUGUGUUCCAUAAUUGCAUGAAAAUUAUUUGUACAGAAGAUCAACAUGAACUAAAUAAGAUCAAUUGCUUAAGAGAAUUAUAUGAAAAACAACAACUAACCACUAAUCUAGACUAUCGUAUUAUCUAAUGCGGUGGAUGUUUCGAAUAAUCGAAUUGAGAUGGAGUGAGCGUAGUGUUUUGUUUCUUUAGGGGGGCAGUCUCGGGAAGACAAGAAAAUUAAAAAAAAUAUAAAUAUCGCUCUUGGCCUAAUGAUAAGCACGACUAAACCUUGACAAUGAUGUUCUCAGAUGUUUAAAAAAACAAACCAUUGGAGAAGUCUCAUAAUUUACCUUGUACCCCCCAUGCAAACAGCCUGUACAGCUUAUGGUCUUUCAAACCCAUCGAAUCUACGAAUUUGACAGCCAGUCAACAUCCAUACGUUUAUCAAGUCGCGACCUUUGACACGGACAAUCGACUGUCUAUCCCCCUCAUUAGGAGCUUCUUUGAGAGCUUCCCGACCGUGCCUCUGGAGACCCGACGCCGUGGCGAGAGAAGUCUAAUAUGGGUGACCAUGUGCUCUGCAUACGGGGCGUGCAAUGACGCAAGAGCAGGGAGCUCAUUUUACUUGUCGGCAUGGGAUAGCCGCAACAUAUCAGAGCUGGACCCCGUCUUUGGGAAAGAUCUUGCACAGCUUGGAAACUUUGUUCACAACGAUGGUACUAUCACCACAGCCUUUUACACCAAGUAUCUGCUGAUGAAAUAUAUAUUCAGGAACAAAGACAAAUACAAGGCGUCUGAGAAGGACUACGUCGUACUUCAGGCACUCAAAAGGGUAUCGGGAAAGAUACGACACUAUAUUGAUUCUCUUCAUGUCAGUGGACUGCUUGACUAUGCAACAAAGAUUCUUUCCAAACCUUUUAAUUAUUCUACAACGAUUUAG
Aplysia californica (California sea hare) is the source of this 948-nucleotide messenger RNA. RefSeq lists its product as uncharacterized. The coding region runs from base 580 to 948 and encodes 122 amino acids. NCBI's taxonomy places the organism in Eukaryota, Metazoa, Mollusca, Gastropoda, Aplysiida, Aplysiidae. The record is from RefSeq and is a predicted model, not a curated record. The transcript is spliced from 6 exons.